GUUCAUUAGCACUCGUGCAGCGCGAUAGUAAACAUUGCUAAAAACACCGUAUAAAAACACCGUAUUACAAAGCUAUUUCACGUAGAAAAACUACCAAAACUGACCAGAAUGGCUCUCAGAACGACCCAGAAUUCGAACUAUUUGGAUACCAGGACAAACAAGGAAAACACUGAAAGGGCAGGGAAACAGCAUGUGACGAAGAAUACAUUUGGCACCCGAGCAGCUCUUGGAGAUAUCCACAACAAAGUUUCCAACCUCCGGAUAAAAGAUGCAGCAAAAAAGCCAGUCAAUAAAGGUUUGACAAAGCAUCAGGCAACAACAUCACUGAAGAAUAUUGCGGAGAAAGAAAACUCUCGCGCUAAAGCUGAGGUCCCAAUCGGCAAGAUAAGUCCAGUCAAGGCCUAUUCAAGCUAUGUCUUGCCCUCAAAUGUUGUCGAUAUUGACAGAGAAGACUACGAAAACCCACAGCUCGUCAGUGAAUAUGUAAACGACAUCUACGACUACAUGCGUUUCUUAGAGAACAAGUAUGCAGUGGAGGCUGACUAUCUGGGUGCAUCACAGGAAAUCAACGGCAGGAUGCGUUCAAUCCUGAUCGACUGGCUGAUCCAGGUUCACUUGAGAUUCCAUCUUCUCCAAGAAACGCUCUACCUCUCAGUGGCCAUCAUUGACAGAUUUCUUUCAAAGGAACGUGUUCCCAAGAAGAAGCUCCAGCUAGUUGGUGUUACAGCUAUGCUAAUUGCAUCCAAAUAUGAAGAAAUGUACGCGCCAGAGAUUGGUGACUUUGAAUACAUCACAGACAAUGCAUACACGAAGGCUGAAAUCCGACGCAUGGAAUGCCACAUUUUGAGAACUCUCGACUUCAACCUUGGCAAACCACUUUGCCUUCACUUCCUCCGAAGGAAUUCCAAAGCUGCUGUGGUCGAUGCCACUAGACAUUCGAUGGCCAAAUACUUCAUGGAGUUGACCAUUAUCGAAUACAACAUGGUGCACCAUGCUCCGUCAAAGAUCGCUGCUGCUGCUCUUUGCCUCUCAAUGAAGGUGUUGGGUGGAGAUGCAAAUUGGACGGACACCAUGUCGUUCUACAGUGCGUAUCCAGAAUCUGAAAUCAAGCCUGUGAUGCGACAGAUUGCUGCCUGCGUGCAGAAAGCAGACACCGGAAAACACACAGCCGUUUACAACAAAUACUCUAGUUCCAAAUUUGGUAAAAUUAGCAAAUAUCCCGAGUUGAAAGGACCUGUGAUUUCAAAGGUUGCAGAUUCUUAGACAAGAGACUCCUUGACAAAGACUUAUUUCUGCAAAAUCGUAUUUUAUUUGCCUUGAUUUGUAUGGUGGAGGCUACUGAUCAUGCAAGUCUGUACCAGAUUGGACUAGAAAUCUCCUGUGCAUCAAACCAGGAUCAAGUGUAAAUUUCUCAUCAUGAUUUAGGCCCCAAAGAACUGAUAUUGUUAAUGGCAAUUUAGAAAUAUUGUGCUGGGUGCAUCCUACCUAGCUCUGUCAAUUAAUAGGUGAUUGAAAAUAUCAAGUUUCUCGGCCUAGCAAGACUUUGUUCUAAAUGAGCAUCAAAGUGUCACCAGGUUUUAAGCAAUUGGUGACUGAAUUGAUCAAUAAUCUAGUGCUUCUGCUCAUCCCAUGAUACUUGCCUCUGAAUGCUCUGGUUAUAAGAUUUUGGCGAGUUUUUAAAAAGCUAUUGUGUUGGGUUCCUGUUCACCAUGCUUUAUUCUGCAAAGUGUUGACUGUUUCUUGCGUGUAUAUAGCAAUGAGCAUAAGCUUUUAUCCAUAAUGUAAUGAUGUAUAACAAAUAUUUUUAAGUGCAAAGUACACAAACUCCAAGAUGUGUCUUUUGAGACCGGAAGGGUCUGUCCUGGAUUUUUGUGAGGCUUUGUUUUAUCAUUUCUUGUUUUUGCAGAUGGAUUUAGUUUUAGACGCAGUGAAUUAAGAUGGGGAUUAAUCACUGCAUGCAUUGUCUAGUUAUAAAGUCUUGUAUUUGUAUAGUAUGUGUUUUGUAUAAUAAAUUAAUGUAA
This is a messenger RNA of Lineus longissimus, 2021 nucleotides long. Its product is annotated as G2/mitotic-specific cyclin-B-like. The record is from RefSeq and is a predicted model, not a curated record. Gene Ontology annotation, cellular component: cytoplasm; nucleus; cyclin-dependent protein kinase holoenzyme complex. Bases 109 to 1263 code for a protein of 384 amino acids. Gene Ontology annotation, biological process: regulation of cyclin-dependent protein serine/threonine kinase activity; mitotic cell cycle phase transition. Gene Ontology annotation, molecular function: cyclin-dependent protein serine/threonine kinase regulator activity. Lineage: Eukaryota; Metazoa; Nemertea; Pilidiophora; Heteronemertea; Lineidae. The transcript has 8 exons.